Molecule: messenger RNA, 2771 nt
Organism: Ictidomys tridecemlineatus (thirteen-lined ground squirrel)
Lineage: Eukaryota; Metazoa; Chordata; Mammalia; Rodentia; Sciuridae
Source: RefSeq, a predicted model, not a curated record
CACUGCCCGGGCCUCGCCCAGCGAUGCAGAAAGCCACCUACUACGACAACGCCGCGGCUGCGCUCUUCGGAGGCUACUCCUCGUACUCUGGCAGCAAUGGCUUCGGCUACGACGGGCCCCCCCAACCCCCCUUUCAGGCCGCCACGCACCUGGAGGGUGACUACCAGCGCUCAGCGUGUUCUCUUCAGUCCCUGGGCAACGCCGCCCCACAUGCCAAGAGCAAGGAGCUCAAUGGCAGCUGCAUGAGGCCCGGCCUGGCCCCUGAGCCCCUGCCCGCCCCUCCGGGCUCACCCCCGCCCAGCGCCGCACCUACCAGUACCACUAGCAACAGCAAUAAUGGGGGCGGGCCCAGCAAAAGCGGCCCCCCCAAGUGCGGUCCCGGCUCCAACUCCACCCUCACCAAACAGAUAUUCCCCUGGAUGAAAGAGUCGAGGCAAACGUCCAAGCUGAAAAACAGCUCCCCCGGCACAGGUACCAGCUCUCUGCCUUCCUCGUCAUCAGCUUUUGUCAGAUCCAGGAAUGUCACUGUUAUUCUAGCACCCAGCCCCCGGGCGCGGACCGCGUACACCAGCGCGCAGCUGGUGGAGCUGGAAAAGGAGUUCCACUUCAACCGCUACCUGUGCCGGCCGCGCCGCGUGGAGAUGGCCAAUCUGCUGAACCUCAGCGAGCGACAGAUCAAGAUCUGGUUCCAGAACCGGCGCAUGAAGUACAAGAAAGACCAAAAGGCCAAGGGCCUGGCCUCAUCGUCUGGGGGACCGUCUCCAGCCGGCAGCCCCCCGCAGCCCAUGCAGUCCACCGCUGGCUUCAUGAACGCCUUACACUCCAUGACCCCCAGCUAUGAGAGCCCGUCCCCGCCCGCCUUCGGCAAAGCCCACCAGAAUGCCUACACGCUGCCCUCCAACUACCAGCCCCCUCUCAAGGGCUGCGGCGCCCCGCAGAAGUAUCCCCCGACCCCGGCGCCCGAUUACGAGUCCCACGUUCUCCAAGCCAACGGGGGCGCCUACGGGACGCCCACCAUGCAGGGCAGCCCAGUGUACGUGGGCGGGGGCGGCUACGCGGAUCCGCUGCCGCCCCCUGCCGGCCCCUCCCUCUACGGCCUCAACCACCUUUCCCACCAUCCCUCUGGGAACCUGGACUAUAACGGGGCGCCCCCUAUGGCCCCCAACCAGCAUCACGGACCAUGCGACCCCCAUCCCACCUACACAGACCUCUCCUCUCACCACGCGCCUCCUCCUCAGGGUAGAAUCCAAGAAGCUCCCAAAUUAACACACCUGUGAUGGGAGAGGAAGGGCGGAGGGGCGAGGUCAAGGGCAAGAGGGGGGCUGUGGAGCUCAGAGGGGCGGCCUGGAGGUCUGAAAGAGGGGUUAGGGAAGUAGUUGCUAGGCUCCCAGGACAAGGGACUUGGAGCUCCUUCCCUGCUCCCUGGCUUGAGGGGUUGUUUUAAAGUCCUUCAUCCCUUGUUCCAUCUGCCUGCCAACCCAUCGGAAAGGAAUCCACGGCAGAUUGGAGAUGACCCCUUCAACCCCAGGCUCCAGCACUACCAAGUUGGAAUUCCAUGCUGGAGAGGGAGUGUGAUAGAAGAAGUUGAGAUAGGAAAACAAGGCAGAGAAGCACAUUUUUAAAAAAAAUUAAAAAACAAAAACAAGCAGACAAGAUGGCUAGGCCAUGACCAACCAACCUACUUACCUUCCACCUCUGUGGAUAAUUUCCCCAAAUCUUGAUUUUCCCCCUCUCUUUCUCCUUAAGAAAAUAAUAAGACACAUAUAAGCCCAAGGACAGAAAGCACGUUCUCCUCCCACUUCCCAGAAACCUCAAAUUUCCUUCCAUCUAUUUGAGGUUUCUUGGGGUAUGCCCUCCGUUUCUAGCCCCAUGAUUUUCUGCUCUAGGACUUUCGUAUCUAUACCCCUUCUCCAUCAGUUACAAUUUUUAGAGGGCUCAGGGAUGGUGAGAGAUCCUGAAAGUCAGAGCUGCCUAUAGUAUAAAUAUAUAUAUAUUUUCUUUUUAGGAAAAGUUAGGAGGCUAAGGCAGGCAAGGACUGAACAUUUGCCUGUUCCAUAGUCUCUCCUCUCAGCUCCAGGUCCAUCCCCCUCUCUCCACAGAAAACAAUCGGCCACAUAAGGUUCUCCACUUUACUUUUCUUCUGUUGCUCUCUUACUUAACGUGGAAACAGGGUAUAUUUGAACAAACUGUCUGUCCCAGGCAGGGGCUGCAGCUUGGCCUGUGUGCUUUGCUCAACCUCCUGACAGGACACUUUUGUUGCACUUAGAGUUUACAUUUUAAUGGAUAUAAAAACAACUGUGAGAGAUGCCUAGGCCUGCAGAAGUCCAGCAUCGCUCAAAAAGUGUGUGUUCUAGUGAACAUUUUCAUAUAUAUUUAUUGGUUAUAGCCUGUUAAAAUAUUUUCUUUUUGUAUUAUUUAUCCCCCCUACAUUAUGUAUUUAUAUGAGGAAAAAAAGGAAAAAUUGUACUUUUUUAGUAUUUACUUGUUAUAAGGGACAUUGUGUUUUCUGUCAUGUAAAAACAGCUAUUUUAGUUUUUAUCGUACUCUAGGAAAGAGCUGUAGAUUUAUGUUAAACUCGUACUUAUGAGCAAUUGUAAUUAGUUCUAAAAGGCAUGAACUCAGCUCCUAAUCGUCACUGUAUAGUCUUGAAUUUGUAGAGUUAGAGUUAAUUCCCUCUUGGAACUUUCUUUGUUCUUCUGUAGUUACUUUUUUUCCCUUAAAAGAGUUGUCUGUCAAACAAUUCUUGAAUAAACUUUCUGUUAUCAAUUUUA